Molecule: messenger RNA, 1149 nt
Organism: Limulus polyphemus (Atlantic horseshoe crab)
Lineage: Eukaryota; Metazoa; Arthropoda; Merostomata; Xiphosura; Limulidae
Product: peptidyl-prolyl cis-trans isomerase-like
Exons: 5
Coding region: 384-878 (164 amino acids)
Biological process (GO): protein peptidyl-prolyl isomerization; protein folding
Molecular function (GO): peptidyl-prolyl cis-trans isomerase activity
Source: RefSeq, a predicted model, not a curated record
UUGAGCCUACGGGGUUUACAUUAGUAGUUAUGUUGAAAUUAUCCGAUAUGCAAACAAGAUCUGAAAUACAUUGAUAAUUGUUUCUGAAAGUGUUCAUUUAAAUUAUAAUUUUCUCUUAAAUUUAAAAUUAUAAAAUUAGUUUGCAUUUGAGCUAGAAAGUAGGUGGAUAAGGAAAGAAGAUAUAACUUUGUUCCCUCCAGUUCAGCCAUUAUUACCGCCUUUCACGGCACUCCUAUAAAAAGGCACGUGCGCGCAAACUUGUAUCGCCAUAGUUACGAGGAGGUACGUACGAGGAACAACGGUGACGCCAUUAGUGGGUAUUGUCUUUUGUUAGGAGCGGUUCCGGUUAAUUCAGUGAAAGUUAUAAUCUUUGCUAACAUAAAAUGAGUAAUCCAAAGGUAUUUUUCGAUGUCACUGCUGGCGGCCAACCGUUGGGUAGAAUUGUUAUGGAACUAUUCCAAGAUGUAGUACCCAAGACAGCAGAAAACUUCAGGGCACUGUGUACUGGUGAGAAAGGAUUUGGUUACAAAGAAAGCACAUUCCACAGGGUUAUCCCAAACUUUAUGUGCCAAGGUGGUGACUUCACCAAACAUAAUGGCACUGGUGGAAAGUCUAUUUAUGGCGAAAAGUUUGCUGAUGAGAACUUCACCUUAAAACACAAUGAACCAGGUAUUCUUUCUAUGGCCAAUUGUGGACCUAACACAAAUGGGUCUCAGUUUUUCCUUACAACUGUGAAGACCUCAUGGUUGGAUGGUAAGCACGUGGUAUUUGGCAAAGUUGUGGAGGGGAUGGAUGUGGUGAAGAAAGUUGAAAACUAUGGUAGCCAGAGUGGAAAGCCAUCAAAGAAGAUUGUUAUUGCUGAUUGUGGACAGCUUUGAAGUUCUUGGUUGAACUAAAACAUUCCUUACGUGGUUUCAUCUAACAUAAUUGCUUUGUUUUACACUUAAGUCACUUUUUUUUUUCAACCUUGUAAACUAAUUAAGUAGUUUCUGCAUCUGAUAGCUUUAUAGUUAAAACAAACUUUAGAAUAUAAUACAAAUAAUGUUCUAUUUCUUCUCAACCAAGUAGUCUUCUUAGAUGUUAAAUCACGACCGCCUUGAAUCUGGAUUUAUGUAAUAAUAAAUAAAGUCUAGUGACAGUUACAAUGUG